Hirsutella rhossiliensis is the source of this 981-nucleotide messenger RNA. RefSeq names its product EVE domain-containing protein. Lineage: Eukaryota; Fungi; Ascomycota; Sordariomycetes; Hypocreales; Ophiocordycipitaceae. Gene Ontology annotation, cellular component: nucleus. The record is from RefSeq and is a predicted model, not a curated record. Bases 1 to 981 code for a protein of 326 amino acids. The transcript is spliced from 4 exons.
AUGGCGGGCGCACGCAAGCGCGGUGCUACGGCUCCUGCGGCCGAUGCUGGAUUCGACGAGCCAGCGCCCAAGCGACGAUCCUCUCGACAGGCUGCUGCUGCUGCUGCCGCCGCCGCCCCGGAACAGUCGGUGGAUGCGCCGCCUCGGCAGGACACGAGGAAGCCUGCAGAAGCCAAGACGGGGAAACGCGAGGCUAGGAGGGCCAGCCAAGGCAAUGCGCGCGGGCGAGGCGUAAGGCCCAAGCGGGAUCAUGAUGCGCCGGCUGCGAAGAAGAACAAGGCCACGCCGGCCACGACGAGUAGAAGCAACAGCACCAGUCAAUCCAGGACAAAGCCGGAGCGGUCGAGCGACGACCCCAAGCCGGCAGAAGCGCGCCGUUCCGACGACGGCGACGACAUCUCGGCCGUCAACCCCGAGGCGCCGCGGCACGAUGGCGAGUGGUACUGGCUCAUGAAGGCGGAACCCGAGACGCGCCUCGAAAACGGCGUCGACGUCAGCUUCUCCAUCGACGACCUGCGCGCCAAGACGAAGCCCGAGGGCUGGGACGGUAUUAGAGCAUAUGCAGCCCGAAACCACAUGCGCACCAUGAACGUCGGCGACAAGGCCUUUUUCUACCACUCCAACUGCAAGGAUCCCGGCAUCGCCGGCGUCAUGGAAAUUGUCAAGGAGUUCUCCCCAGACCAAAGCGCCCUCAUCCCGGGCGCGCCCUACUACGACCCGUCGUCGACCAAGGAGAACCCCCGGUGGAGCCUGGUGCACGUCAAGUUCCGCCGCAAGUUCGCCGUGCCCAUCUCUCUGCGCGAGCUGCGCGAGCUGGGGAAGUCCGGCGGCGCGCUCGAGGGCAUGCAGAUGCUCAAGCAGUUGCGGUUGAGCGUGAGCCGCGUCUCCUCGGGCGAGUGGGCGGUGCUAUGCCGCCUUGCCGACGACAAGGCUGCCGAGGCGGGCUUGGAGCACGAUGAAGGGCGAGAACCGGGGAAGUGA